GGGGUGCCACUUCUUAUGUCACCGUGCCGAUGCUCCGUUACAUUCAUUCCUAUCCGCCGACCUCGACGCCAGCGGUGGCAGCGGUGGUCACCACCGCACCGUCGCUGGCUGCACCCGUGCCUGUGCCCGUGCCUGUGCCCGUACCUGCACCCGCUUCCGCACCACCUCUCAGUCAACCUACUGUCAUCGCCAGUCAAACGCCGCCGCCGCCACACACCGGGACUGCCUACGCCGCGAGAGACGCGUAUCGUGCCGGCACUACGAACGUGAACGAGAGACUCGCCAUCAACGUGAGCAACAGCCCCCUGUCGCAAGUUGGUGGGGUUGGCGUCGGGGUAGUGCCCGCGGCGGAGUACAGCGGCAUGGGAGCCGGCGGCAGAGGCGAUCGGCAGAGGAUAUCCCUCUUGCCGCCUAUCGGCCCCUCGGUGACGUCCAUACCAUCGCCCGCUGCCGCCGCCGCAUCGGAUUACCAGCAACAUGCGGCGGCGGCGGUGAGGAACCCGCCACGAGUAGGCCCCAUACCCGUCCAGCCUGAUCAGUAUUGCAGUCGCACCCCCGUCGACAUGUCCAGUCUGGAAGCACCACCCUUUAAGAAGAUCCGUUUGGGACAGCAUCAGCAGAUCCAGCAGUUGCAAUCCCAGCCUCAGCCGCGCUGCCUGUCGCCCGCGGACCCAUGCGGGGGCAAGCAGGAGCAACAGCAACAACAUGUCGUGCAGUUGCAACAGCCACUUAGGAUAGACACCAGGGAGCAGCCUGCCGUAGGUGCGUACACGCCACAAACGGAAGCCAUUUCGCCUACGCUUCCAGAGCCGAAUACGCAGGAGGAUACACAAUAUAGAAGUACCAAGGAUGAUCUCUUGCAACAAAUUGGUAAAGUUGACAGAGAGAUUGCCAAGAGGGAGAAUCAAUUGAACAUGUUGCGGAAGAGAUUAAAAGAAUUGGAGGAAACGGCGAAUAAGCCUCUGGAAGUGAAGGACCCUGAGGAACAGUCACAGCAACCAAAGCAUCAAUCGAUGGCGCAAAAGGUCUACGCUGAGAAUAGGAGAAAGGCAGAAGAAGCUCAUAGACUCUUAGAAAGACUGGGCCCCAAAGUAGAACUACCUUUGUACAAUCAACCGUCAGAUACAAGCGUAUACCAAGAGAAUCGUACACGGCAUCACACGUGUAUGCGAGCCAGACUCAUGUCUAGGCUCCGGAGAGAGCACGCCGAGCGCGCGUCUCUCCAUCGGCAGCAGUCGCAAACGUACGCCAUUUUGGUUCAAGAGUGGCAUCGUAAGGUAGAGCGAUUGGAGUCAACGCAGAAGAGGAAAUCGAAGGAGACGAAGAAUCGCGAGUUCUUCGAGAAGGUAUUUCCUGAAUUGCGAAAGCAGAGGGAAGACAAAGAGCGUUUUAACAGAGUUGGUGCUCGCAUUAAGAGUGAAGCUGAUCUUGAAGAGAUAAUGGACGGUCUACAAGAACAAGAGAUGGAGGAUAAGAAGAUGCGUUCGUAUGCAGUCAUACCGCCUCUGUUGUUGGACACGAAGCAACGAAGGAUCGCGUUUCAAAAUCGGAAUGGAUUGCUCCAACCGGAGGAAUUAGAAGCUCUUCACAGUGAACGUAAAUUAAUCAACGUGUGGAGUGCGGUAGAGCACGAAUUGUUCAAGGAGAAAUACCUUCAGCAUCCUAAGAAUUAUGGAGUGAUAGCUCAAUCGUUAGAACAUAAGUCCGUUCCAGAUUGUGUACAUCACUACUACCUCACUAAAAAAGCAGAAAAUUAUAAACAGCUUCUACGAAAAUCGCGUCAACGGACGCGUAGCUCUCGGAAUAAUCCGAAUAAUAAAGUAAAUAAUACAAGCUCGACUAUCGGACCUAUAGAUAUUUUAACAACAGGCGUAACGACAAGGUUACAGCGCGAGCAGCAACAGAAGACUCAGGAAAAUCCUCAGAAUAGUUCGGCAACGGCUGCGUCUACAACGAGCACCACUGUCACAUCGAGCGUAUCGUCAACAACUGUUGCGACUACGACUGUAACGACGGCGACGUCUUCUUUGAGCUCGAUGUCGUCGGGCGUUAGCGUAACGACGGAUUCCGUAACGGCAUCAACGACAACGACAACGACAUCUGUCCUGAAUACCAGCACGACGUCGAGUAUCUCGGCGACGUCGACGACGUCCAGCGCGAAAGAUUCCAGGGAUACGAGCAAGGAGAACAAAGAGAACAAAAUCGACUCGAAAGACUCUCAUUUCAUAAAGGUAGAGAUAAAAGAGGAGCCGCAAUCGGACACGGCGUCGGGGAAGGACAUUAAAGUAAUAAUGGAAGGGAAAAGCGCGCUGUCAUCGUCCGCGUCUUCAUUGAACAACGCGACGAACGUUUCGACCAUUCAGUCCGAUUUCAAGGAAUCCAGUAAAAAGAAGCCGAGUUGCAGGGACACGAGCGGUGGUGCUAACGUGGCAGCUAGUGGUAGAAUAAAAGACAAGAAGAAGGAGAAUCACACUCCUAUGGAGACCAGUGACGAGGAGGCGCCGUCGAUCGACGUCAUCGAGGGUGGCAGGCAGAUAGGGCCUCACGCUUGCACGGUGUGCCAAAACGUCGUCGAGGGAAGCACGAACAGCCGCGCGUUACCGCGUAGCCAAGCGUCGCAGUACGGCCUGCGGGAGGAGCAAGUGCCGCCCGGUGCACGCGUCUGCAACACCUGCCGCUGCAAGGCCGUCCGAGGACGUUACACCGCCUGCCCGCUGCCGGGCUGUCCGAAUCUGAGCAGCUCCAAGUCGAGAGUGAAGCGGCUGAGAGCGUUGCCCUCCAAGUGGCUUGACCUGCCGCCGGAGAUUCGAGAGCCAAUCGCUCAAGAAUUCCAAAUACCAAACAGCGCGACGAAAUGCUGCUCAGCCUGCUUCAGCCGCAUCUCGCGCCGUUUGGCGCCGCACCUCGCCGGCGGUACCGAGGUGUCCGAGGAUGGUACCGACGCGUUGUCGCGCCAAUGGUCGGACGAGGAACUCGAGCAGCUCCGCAGGGCGCUCCGGGAACACGGCACCAAUUGGCCGAAGGUUGCCGAGCAGAUACCCGGCAAGACGAAUCACCAGUGCAAAAACUAUUAUUUCAAUUACCGAAAGAAGUUGAGUCUUGAUCAAGUAGUGGCUGAGUAUUACGCGUCGCUAGGUGAAGAACGACGACCGUGUCUGACCGAUGAAGAGGAAAGCGGUAGUAGUACUAGCAGCUGCGAUGAGCUAACUGUUGGUCACGAUACAAGUGACACAGCUAGCGCAGGAAGUCCUGCUACUACUAUGACAGGCGGUAAUGCAGCGUCUAGUGGUACUACGGCAACAUCCUCGUCAUUACCGAUGUCUUUCCAACGAUCCACCGAACAGAAACUUGGCGAGAAACUCUCAGAUAUAGCAGUCGUAUCUCUCGUGCCACCCGGAUCGUCGCAUCAGUCUUCCUCCAGUAGCGGAACAGCCACUGCUACAUCUGGUGGUAGGGAAGAUUAUGACAGCUCCGCCACGGAGACAGCGGACGAAGGUCAGGGAGGUGCUGACUUGGAUAAUGGCAGUGUUGUGGUGACUCUGACAACCUCCAACAGUAACGCGACAUCGUUGCAACAACAGAGUCAACAACAGAGCCAGCAUCCACAGUUACCAUCGAUUGUUCAUUCGCCACCUUCGACGACGAGUAAUGCCAGUCCCAUCACUGUUAAAGAUCUCAUGCUUGGGGUUAUUGAAAUGCAACUGAAACGUACUCCAAACAGUCCAGCCGACGGCGGUUCGUCAGCACCAAAUAGCUCUAGCACUCCAACGAUUUCUAGCAUUUUGAAGACCGAUCAUCGUAACGAUAUAACAUAUGUCCGUGGUUACAAGUCGUCAUCAAACAUGGCAAACACCGCGUUGUCUAAUAGAGAUACAGGUCUUGCAACGCUCUCCGUUGUCUCGGGGCCGCAUCAUGCUCAUCGCUCUGCUCCCAGUCCUCAGCAAAUGGGUCAAAUGCAAGCUACCAUUACUCCUUGUCCACCUUCUGUACCAAGUAAUCAAGCUUCAUCUUCGGAUUUGCUGCCUAAAGAAGGUUUGGUUAUGCAAGUUAUGCAGGUACAACAAGCGCAACAAGCGCUCCGAGAAACGGAAGGAACGUUGGACUUGAGUAUUAAAAAGCCAAGAGUACAACAAGAUUACAAUCACUCGAUGCAGCUUCACAAGCCAUCGACGGUCACGCUCUAUCGAUCGGAACCACCGCCGGGCGCGUAUUAUCACCCGCACGCGCCUCAUCCCGAGCAAGGUCGCGGCGCGAAGAGUCCACUGAUUUAUGCCUCGUCACCGCGACCGCAAGCACCCAUUACACCCAAGAUGAACAAAGUCAACGUACCACCGCCUCAUCCCAAGCUGUCUCCAAAAUUGAGCAAUAUGGGCACACCGAGUGCUCACAAAGGUGGUUCCAUCACGCAUGGCACGCCUGUACCCUCGGCACGUUACGAAGGCCUGUUGCGACAAAUAACGCCGCCCGGUAAUCCAACGGUUGGAGGUGCCGCUCCAAAUGCUAAUGAACGAGGUGGCGGCAGCGCCGUCAACGCCGGCUCCGCUGUUCCAGGGACACCGAAGGAUACAGGUGGUUCCAUCACUCAAGGUACACCGGUGCUUCCAUUCGGGGUAGACAAACGCGGUACAGCCAUAUACGAUUAUCAUCGCACCAUCCGACAUUCGCCUGUCACGGGCGGUAGCAACGUUCCACCACCACCGCCGGGACAAGGUCCUACAAGUCAGGCGGCGUCGCCGGCCGUAGUGGUGAGCCAUAGCGGCAGCCAGUACAAUUCUUAUUCCACCUCCGGGCGGCCACCACCUAGUUACUCGAUGGAGCAGCAGUUGUCCAGCCGGCAGAUUAUCAUGAACGACUACAUUACAAGUCAGCAGAUGCAUGCGCGUGCUCGUGGCAGUAACGUUGGUGCGCCUGUUCCUCCUGAGCCAACCGGUAAAAGUGAGCCGCCACCGCCACCGUCGUCCAACCUCUAUUACACCAGCACACCACCUCCAUCACAGACGCAUACGCAGCCGCGGCAAGGCGUCAUUCAGAGGCACAAUACGCAGAAGCAAAUGCACUAUCCGCCACCGCCGCCUGGCUUGGAAGCGUUCUCCAGUUUAGUGGAUGUGGCGGUACAGCAACCCAGUCUUCCGGUGCCACAUCCGCACAGCCAUCCAGCUGCAUCUGGUAGUGGGGGCCACGAGGGACUCGGUAAGACAAUGGCGGAUCGCUUGUUGGCCGACCGUUACGACAAUAACCGAGUGUUUCGCGACCAAGAGAUGCGGCUACAGGAACAUCAUCGUAUGGCGGCAAUGCAGGAACAUAGAUUAGCAAUUGCGGCUGCAGUGCAGCAUCAACGCGACAGAGAACGCGAUCGAGAGCGCGAUAGAGAGCGCGACAGAGAACGCGAACUCGUUCAUAUGCGGGAAAAGGAGGAACGUUUGCGCGAAAAGGAAUUACAUCAACAAUUAGAGCACCGUCUUGCGAUACAGCAGCAGCAUCAUCAUCAACGUGAAAAGGAUCUCCAGCAGCAAGAGCAUCGUCUCGCGCAACGAGAGAAAGAUAUACAUGCCGAGAAUGUUCGUUUGGCUAUACAGCAAGUUCGGGAAAAAGAUAUCCAACACGAGCAUCGGCUUAGUGUACAUCAGCAGCAGCGAGAAAAGGAGAUACAUCAACAAAUGGUAGCGGCUGCCGCGCAACGCGAGAAGGAACACGAACAUCGACUGGCUGUACAACAGCAUCGCGAGAAGGAGCUGCAGCAGCAGGAGCGGCUCAUUCAGCAACAGCGGGAGAAGGAACACGCCGAACAGCAAGCGCAUCGCCUGCAGCAAGCGCAUCUCCAGCAGCAACAUCAGCUUCACAUUCAGCAGCAACGUAUAGAGGUCGAGAGAAGACACAUGGCGCAAAUAUACAGAGAGCAACAACAACAUCUCGACAGAGAUUCGAGACUAUUAAGCAGCGGAUUCCCGCAGCCCAGGUUGCAGCUAUCUCAACAGUCUCAACAGCAGCAGCAGCAACAGCAGCAGCAGCAGCAACAACAACAGCAGCAGCAGCAGCAGCAGCAGCAGCAGUCGUCGUCGACAUCGGGACGACAGAAUCAAUCCAAUCAGUCGAGCGAGCCCACUCUCACAGCAGCCAGUCUAAUUGAUGCUAUCAUCACGCAUCAGAUCAAUCAGAGUUCUGAGAAUUCAGGAAGCGGAUCCUCGGCCAAUCAACCAACACGUGCUGGCGAUCGUCUCUUUCAGGGAUUUCAUCGCGAAGCUCAGCAAGAACCUAAUGGCAUAGCGCAUAGUCCCGCCGGCGAGAACAGCGGCGGUGGAAGUGGUGGUGGCGGCAACGGAAGUGGCAGCAACAAGGCAAUCACUCUCGGCGAGCAUGUUGAGCAUGUUGUCUCUAAAGAUUAUGGCCCGCCUCAUUCCUCAUACAGAUCUUAUGGAUAUCAAAUUUCUGAUGAUCAAUGGAAGAGAAGAAAACUUAGUGACCCGGAUUCGGUGAAGACCGGAGAUGAGCGUCAAAUAAUACGCGUCGCGCAACAGCAGCAGCAGCCGCAGCAGCAACAACAGCAGCAUCAGUCAUCGGGAAAACAGCAAUAUCAUUCGGUCGAGCCGGUUUCACCGCCAGAGGCAACUACCAAUCAUUACGGACGUCGCUUCUACGAAUCGAGCACUGCCACAUCUACUUCCGGAACUCCCUCCAACAAGCCGCAUCAGAUAUCGCCGUUCGAUUACGUGAAGAACAAAAUCGUCGAGGUGAUGCGCACCGAGGACGAUAAGGCCGGCGGUGGCACUGGCGGCGGCGAUGGUGGUGCGAGCCUCGACAGAAAUGGAGGUGGCAAUUCCGUCGUGAUAACCGAGAAGGAUGAAAAGGGGGCUGGUGCGGGAGGCAUGGAAAGAAGUCCAUCGAGUGGUGGCGGCGGAAGCGGCGGCGGUGGCGGCGGCAGUAGCGGAAGUAACGAGAUGGUCGACGAUGCGGGUGGGCCGAAUCCAACCACACGUGAACCACCGCCGCCACCCACGCCUGCGGCUGCAACCACGUUCUAUCCAUAUAAUGCGCUGACCGUAGGGGUACCCACGGCACCACCGUCGGCUCCGCCAUCGAGCACAGCUGCACCCGCCUCUGUGACGAAAUCGGAGCAGAUGCAGGCCGAGCCGGCGCCGUUGCUCUCCUCUCAGUACGAGCCGCUCUCGGAUGAGGAUUGAUAGUCCUCUGUAACCGCUCAGCGUUGUAAAUGUUCUUAUACUAAACUGGCAUACGCUAGUACGACGAUACACGACUAUUACGGAUGCCGAGAGAUGUUGUGGCAUACGUCUUUUUAGGAUACUCGCAGAUGAUCACCGAAUGGAAUCAUGAUUGAUUAUAUUGGACGAUUUAUCGACGCUUUACGGGCAAUCAGAAGCCACACUGCGUUCUUGUCGGUCGCCAAAUCCUAAUCUAAUUUAAGAGACUUCUUCUUUUUAUAUAUACGCAUAUAUGUAUAUGCAUAUGUAGAUAUAUAUAUAUAUAAAUAUGAGAAUUUGCGAUCUCCGGCGUGAUAAGUGCAGAGAAGUAUGAUGUUUUAAACAAAGCCCCCCUCCACACAUAUUGUUGUUUUACAAACUCUUUGUAACUUGAUUGUAUUUUUAGUCAAAGAUCAUUCCCGUACUAUGCAAAGAGAGGUAAACACACAUUUACGAAACAAAUCAUUUUAUUUACCUUCUCGCGGUGUUGCGCUGGCUUUCAGUUAAAUACAUAGCGACGAAUAGUUUUAUCUAAUACUUAGUUAUUUGCGAUGUAUAAUUUAUAUAAUGUCGAUAUAUGGACAAAAAGUAUAGUCUGUAUAAAUAUAUGUAUAUGUACGUGAAAGAAACCUAUGACAUUUGACCGCCAUGAUUUUUUGAUGGACUCCUUUUUUUAAAAUCUCGCGAGUUAAUUGUACAGGUUCGUAUUUUAGUUUAGCAAAAUUUUAUGAAUGCAAUAGUUUCAAAACAAAAUCGUUACAUAAUUGUUAAAUAGUAUUUACUCGCCUAUACAUAUAUUUUUCACUUUUUAGGUUUUUCGAUACUCGCAGAUGUAUAUGCGUACGUCAGUCCCGGUUUAUUUCGCAAAACCGGGAUUGAUAUUCGAUAUAUAUCUAUUCUAUUUCGUAUGUACUAAUGUACCAAGUGCGCGAAGCUUUAGUCGAUUGAGGUGAAUUAUUAUUUUUUACGUUGACUUGGGCUCGAUCAGUCCGCAAAAAGACGUCGGUAUACGCGCAAACAUUCGAUCUGUGAAACAUCUAGGUCUAUGUAUGUAUAUCCCAUGUUCACAAUACAGACGCUUCUUUUGUACAUAAAUGAAAAAAAUAUAUGUAAUCGUUAAGCGGUAAUAAUAUACAACGCUAAUGAGGG
Messenger RNA from Vollenhovia emeryi, 8345 nucleotides. RefSeq names its product nuclear receptor corepressor 1 (gene Smr). NCBI's taxonomy places the organism in Eukaryota, Metazoa, Arthropoda, Insecta, Hymenoptera, Formicidae. Bases 30 to 7178 code for a protein of 2382 amino acids. Gene Ontology annotation, biological process: regulation of transcription by RNA polymerase II. The record is from RefSeq and is a predicted model, not a curated record. The transcript is spliced from 14 exons.